AUGUCUCCUAUGAAAUCUUCAUCGGGUAAAGCCGCGAAACCUUUGAUUUCGGGCGUUUACGGCCCUCACCAGCCAUCAAUUCUCUCGGCGGAGAAUAUAGCCGAGAUUAGAGGGUCCACUGGGAUUCCGCCGGAGAUCGAGAUUAAGUUCCCGGAGGCUCACGAGUCCCCGGAGAGUCCUCCCCCAGGGUAUUUCUGCGCGUUUGAGAUAUUCUUCUCUGCGUGCGGUCUGUCGUUUCCCCUCCCCGAACUCAUCGUAAAGAUGAUGUUCGAACUGGGCUUCGCUCUCCCCCAGAUGUGCCCGAACUUCGUCCGAACCGUCAUGUGUCUUCAAACUCUGGGGGAAGAGUUUGACUACAAACUAUCCCUGGCCGACUUUCUUCAAGUGUACACGGUGAAGACAGGUCGCACCAAGGGCACGCUCUACGUAAGUCCGCUUUCCGGACUGAAGGUCUUCGACGACCUUCCUGAGAAGGAUCAGAAGUGGCAGAAGUCUUACUUUUUCUUCCCGGUCAACGAGCUCACUUUUGGCCACCUCGCAAAUCACUUCGAGCGCGGAUUGCUUUGCCCUACUUUCGUAGAGUUUUUCUCGCGGUUCUGCAGCCAGGGUCAGAUCGCCUGGGACUCAUUUUCCUGUGAAAGGAUUAGAGAAUCCACAGCGCGACUCAGGGAGGAAAGGGCCUGCCGACUCGUUGAGAAGGAGGCGAAGUUGAACAUGGCGGCAGCGCUUGCCGAGGGCAAAGCUCGCCUCCCUAAGAAGUCUGGUCCCUCUACCCCUGAGGUAGACGGGACUUCGGCACCCCCUGCUGGCCCUUCCGAGCCUCUUACGGGGGCUUCCGGGCCCCUGCCCAGUUCGCCCGAGCCUGCCAUAAUUGUCGUAGCGGACUCCAGUGACGAGCCGCGAGAGGUUAUAACUCCCUCCGUCGAGGUCAGCUCCCAGCGGGCGGACUCGUCCAAAAAGAGGAAGGAACCUGAGACUUCCUCGACUUUUCGUGAGAAGAGCCGAACUCGGACUGGUUCGUCAGAAGACGAGCGAAGUAAGUCCAGCUCGAAAGAUAAGGGUCCUUCCUCGGAGAGGAGGUCUAGGGAAGUCCCUUCUACAAAGGAAUCCGGGGAUUCCUCUGGACAAGCUGCCUUCAAAGGAGCGUCGUCCCUCCCCCCGAGUUAA
Molecule: messenger RNA, 1167 nt
Organism: Camelina sativa (false flax)
Lineage: Eukaryota; Viridiplantae; Streptophyta; Magnoliopsida; Brassicales; Brassicaceae
Source: RefSeq, a predicted model, not a curated record